Molecule: messenger RNA, 1502 nt
Organism: Pseudogymnoascus destructans
Lineage: Eukaryota; Fungi; Ascomycota; Leotiomycetes; Thelebolales; Thelebolaceae
Exons: 2
Coding region: 52-1278 (408 amino acids)
Source: RefSeq, a predicted model, not a curated record
UCCUCGCAACAUCUGGAUAUUGCACUUUUGUAUCUGAUAAGAGCUAUCAAGAUGCUGGAAUACUUCACAUAUAAGAAAGUAAAGAAGCACCAAGCUGAGAAGCGAGCCCGAGAAGAUGCUGCUCAAACGCCGCCACUCAAACCAGUUCUAAGCCCCGACAAUGAGAGAUUCAUCGAACACCUCGUCUCUGAAGGGACACCGCCACCACUUCCCGAACGCCCGACUGCCCCGAACCAAGAGAUCGUUGUCGCCGAUGAAAGCACGCCGCAGCUAGAGAGGUCUAUAAGCAAGGGCAAAAACAAGGAGAACGAGAAGGGUCCAGAGAAAGCGAAGAAGAAGGAAAACCGAUUCUCGUCCUUGUUUACGAAGUCGAAGAAAGACGACAAAAAUGCGAAGGCAAAUCUCCCGGCGGAAGAGGUUGAGAAAGAGGAAGAUGAUAUCACCCGAGUUUUGAACGACCUCAACCUGUCGGCAGUCAACAACCGCGCACUGUCCCUCUCAAAGGAAUCCAACGAGCUCAUGGAGAAGUUCACCCUUGUGCUUAAAGACCUCGUCAACGGUGUCCCAACUGCAUACGAUGAUCUGAUCCAUCUUUUGGAUGACUCGCAUGGCACACUUUCGAAGACGUAUGAGCAACUUCCUUCGUUCAUGAAGAAAUUAAUCGCGCAAUUGCCCGAAAAGUGGACUAGUUCGCUGGCUCCAGAGCUUUUGGCUACCGCCGCAGAGGCCCAGAAGUCAGGUAUGGCGGAAGGUGCUGCUAGUGCAGCAGCUGGCGGGGGAUUUAUGGGAGCAGCUAAGGGAUUCUUAAAGCCGAACGGCUUGAAAGACCUUGUCACGAAACCGGGAGCGGUGGCCGGGUUAUUAAAGACGAUCAUGAAUUCCCUGAAGUUGAGGUGGCCUGCAUUCAUGGGCACGAAUGUUUUGCUUAGCUUGGGUCUAUUUGUUCUACUUUUCUUCUUCUGGUAUUGCCACAAACGAGGCAAGGAAGUACGACUUGCAGCAGAAGGCAAGACAGAAGUGGUCGACAGUGAGGGCCGUAUUGUCGAGCUUGAGGAUGAUUCAGCGUUGGAGUCCAGCGCGACGCCCAAUGCUGAGUCGAGACGACGAAGCCGUGAUUCGCGUCGUCGUGAUCGCUCAAACAACAAUGCUUCGCCGAGACGGCUAAGCCACGAUUCGCGUCGUCUCGAUAGCGGCUCUUCACCAAAGAGGAGAAGUCGUGAUUCACGUCGGCAAGAUGCCUUGGACGAAGCCUCUUCAUCCAGACGUCGCCACGACUAAGGCAGACCAAGUGGAAAGCAUUGUAAUGAGAGUCAAGGGAGUCCAGAAAAUCAUGAUUAUGAACGAUAGGGCUAUUACCAGAAGACGGCUGUUAUGCUACUGAUGCGGGAUGGAUACAAUAAUGAGGCGCAAAAACGAGUUCUGGUAUGCGGAUGGAGGGGGAUGGAUCACAUGUAUGACCAUGAUUGGCAAAUAAUAGUCGAUCAAUAUACCAAUUUGAUUUG